Synchiropus splendidus (mandarinfish) is the source of this 2023-nucleotide messenger RNA. RefSeq names its product serine protease 23-like. Gene Ontology annotation, biological process: proteolysis. The coding region runs from base 186 to 1352 and encodes 388 amino acids. Lineage: Eukaryota; Metazoa; Chordata; Actinopteri; Syngnathiformes; Callionymidae. The record is from RefSeq and is a predicted model, not a curated record. Gene Ontology annotation, molecular function: serine-type endopeptidase activity. The transcript is spliced from 2 exons.
AGGGUUCUGGUUCCGCGGCAGCUCAGUACCGGGCGCCCUCCUCCUCCAGCAUCGCUAUGCUCGUCCGCAACUGCUGCCCGUCGUCACUGGUUCGAGCCACCGUGGAUCAGAGCGAGUGAGCCGCUCCAGAGAGAAUCUUGUCUCUAGUCACGCGGUGAGUCACCGCUCACCUGAAGAGGCCGGACAUGCGCAGGCUCACUCCCAUCCUCUUGGCCUUCAUCCUCCUCCCGCUCGUCUCCUCUUCGCUCCCACGGUGGAUUCUCCAACGUGUGCCAGUGGUGCUCCCACAGCAGACCCACAGCCGGCCGGACCCUCACUUCCUGUCUCAGGCCCGCCUGGAUGUGGCCUCCACAUGUGACCCGGAAUGCCACAAGAAAGCUCCGAGGCCCAGCUACUGGGACCUGAGGCAGUUUCUGGCUUAUGAAACUCUGCACUCCAGCGGCCAUCUAACGGAGACCGCAGUGGGGAUCUACGGCUACAACCCCAGUUCCAGCACCAGUCCUCCCCGGCUCGGUGGGUCCGACGCCGAGGCUCCAAGGUCACGUAUAAGACGGAAGCGGCAGAUCUUUGGCCACGAUGGUCGCUUCAGCAUCGCGGGCCAGAUCUACCUGCUCAAGUAUCCCUUCUCAGUGGCAGUCAAACUCUCCACCGGGUGCUCGGGGACUCUGGUGGGGGACCGCCACGUCCUCACAGCAGCUCACUGCGUGCAUGAUGGAAAAAACUACGUGAAAGGAGCCCAGAGGCUGAGGGUGGGGUUCCUCAAGCCCAAGCUAAAAGACACUGCUUUUCCCUCCAACUUCACCAAAGGUGCUGACGGAGGCGUGUACGCUCGGCCCACCUCGGACAAGAUGAAGUUCCAGUGGAUCCGAGCCAAGCGUACACAUGUGCCCAAAGGCUGGAUUAAAGGAAACGCCAAUGAUAUCGGGAUGGACUACGACUACGCCCUGCUGGAGCUGAAGAAACCUCACAAGCGGCGUCACAUGAAGUUGGGAAUCAGCCCAUCUGCUCGCCGGCUGCCAGGACGCAGGGUGCAGUUCUCGGGAUAUGAUAACGAUCGCCCAGGCCAGCUGGUGUAUCGGUUCUGUCGGGCUGGGGAGGAGACCACGGACCUGUUGUACCAGCAUUGCGACGCUCAGCCAGGCGCCAGUGGAUCCGGCGUUUACGCUCGAAUGUGGGACGCCCGCCACCAACGUUGGGAGCGCAAAGUGAUCGGCAUAUUUUCAGGCCAUCAGUGGGUGGAACACCAGGGGACGUCCAAAGAGUUUAACGUGGCUGUCCGAAUCACGCCCUUGAAGUUCGCCCAGAUCUGCUACUGGAUCAAGGGGAACUUUGUGGAUUGCCGAGAAGGAUGAGGUGGGGUUUGGGGACUCAAAACCUAAAGAUGGCACUGACUCAGCAUCACAAACCCUCAGUUCCCACAGUUCUGAACAUGAACACACACACACACAGGACUCGUGCAGUUCUCACCCGCUUCAAAAAAAUGAGUUUGUUCCUUUAAUGUUUGAUGGAGUUUCCGACUGUACUUUGAAGUUGUCUUUUGUAAGGGGAACCUCAAUUAAAAUCACUGAAACUGAGAAGUCACCAAGACCAAGUCUGUGAGUUCACAUGCUCUUGCUCAUCUCUAAAUCCUGACUGAUCACUGAUCAGAAACAGAUGACCAGACACCUAACUUCUCCGGACUGGGUUAGGCUACUGUAUCAUUGAUACACGUGUUGCACAGUUACGAUAUGUUGCACUGUAAAAAAAAAACCACCAUCUUAUGGUUGUAAUGGUAACUGCAAUACCAGCAAAACUGUGGGUCUUUUGUAGCGAGUCCAGACUGAGGGUCUCUACAGAGUAACAGCACCAAGCCACGGCGGCUCGUUGAUCAUCAUAGAUACAGAAUACAACACCAGAAGGGAAGACGGCAACAUCUGAAUGUAUCCGCGAACCACCCAAGGCUCUCAAAUGUUUGUUUCAAUAACCGUGUUUCAGUUCUGACACAUUAAAUGCUGUUAAACUGAAUAAAAAGGAUUGUAUUUUA